CUCACUCACUCACAUUCGGUCUCUUUGUCACACACAUGUUAGUUUCAGUACAGAGAUCACAGUGUGUGGAUGUUAAAAAACCUGCAGGACUGUUUGUUCCGUGCCUGUACGGAGCAGGUUGAGAGACCCAUGAUGCAUGUAAGACAUGACCAACAAGGCCCCCUGGGAUAACUCAAGCAGAAUGUGCAGCAUGGAGCCGACAGCUGGCUGCUCCCCCACAGUUCCAGAGCCAGAGCUGUACCGCAGCAUCCAGGCUGUGCUGCCCAGGGAAACAGACACCCAGCAGCCCAUAGACUGUUUCAACAAAGGCAUGCUGAGAUGGACGCUUCAUAAGAAGGUUCAAAACAAUCCUGCCAACAGCUUAUCUCUGGUGUGGGUGCUGAUAAAGGAGCUGGAAAAGGCUGAGAGGUGGGACUCUCGCAAAUGCAUCAUCCCUCUGCUUCACACUCUCAUGUAUGCCAUCAUUCAGACGGCCUACAUUCCAGAUGAGCUGUACAAGCGGGUUUAUGAUUUUUGUAAGAGACUCAUGACCUACCCUCAUCCCUAUUGCACCGUAGGACUCAGCUACACAAGACAGAUAAAAACAGAACGCUCUGUUCCAGGUCUGAUGUACCAAAGGAUGGUCACAGCAGAGCAGAGACUAAAAAAUGAGCACUAUCCCUUUCAGGAGAGGGUUUUUGUUUUGGCUGACCCAGAUGUCUUCUACGGUCCCCUUGGGCAAGUCCUGUUGGGUGAUAUAGAGGCGUCAGCUUCAUCUUCAGGUGGAUUUCUACACCCUCUGAAUCUCAUGCGCAGUGUGGUCCAACACUCCAUUCAGGCUGCUUUAGGAUCAAAGCAAUGCCAUGGGCUGAAACUGGCUCAGGCCCUGAAGGAAAUGGGUCAAGACAUUGAGUCGUACUUUCAGGAAGUGAUGGCGACUCUAGAGCAGAGCGUGGAGGAGGGCGGCAGGGGGGAAGGAGGAGCGCUCAGAGGCCGUCUUCAGCAGCUGUACAGUGAAAUCGUCUCUGACACAGUCGAGCCAUUGUCCAGUGGACCACUGUGUGACUGCCCUCUUCCUAACCCAGAGAUGAGCUUCCACCUGUGGACAGAGGAUCUGGAUAUCUGGCGAGAGCUGGCCAAAUGGUUUCGGUCCAGCUCCAUGUCGGAUCAGUUCCCCCUCAGCCAGGAACAGGAGGACUUUGAGCUUGGUGAGUCACCCAGCGACCUGAUGCCAUCUGACAUGACUCGCUUCUCCGUCAUGUCCAACGACAGUGGUAUUGAAAGAGAUCUGCCCCCCAGUGCUGAUCCCUCCCCGUUAUCAUCUCUGGACCCUGCCAGCUUGAGUACAUCAUGGGAACAGUGCAAAAGAUUCACUCCUUUCCAUAUAAAUCAUCCUGAAGAUAUAAAUUCACUUGAACUCAAUGAACAAGAUUCAGGAAAGCUGUCACGACGUGGAGGAAUCAAGAUGAAACCAUCUGUGAAGGACAGUAUGGUGCUGAUGCAGGACACCCUAGAGGACCAUACGAGCAUCGGAGGAGGUGGAGCGAGGGCAGGGAGAAGAGGGGCGACCCUCCAGAGGCGGGCAGGAAGCAGCGCGAUGCAGAACCCCUUCACCAAGCAGCAGAGACACUUUACUGCCAGGAUCGUCGUCAUGGGGGAUGACAGGAUACUGGGCCGCCUCGCAAAGGCCUACUAUUUCUUCAGGAAAAGGGAAGCACGGAGGCUUUUUCUUACAAUGAAAGUCAACCUUCAGUUUUACUACAUCCCUGUUUGCAAGGCUCCAAUUCAUGUCUCCUCUGUCAAGGAAAACCAUCCCAUCAGUCAACUCAAGGGGAAUGCCUGCUCUCUUGGUUCCUACUUGAGCACAGUGGACCCGUGGUACAACUGUAACAUUAAGAGUUUAGGCUCCAUGAUCCCCAACCUGGCUAAGAUGCAACAGGUGAACCCAGGGAGGCCAAAAGACCCCAUCAUCUCUGAUGUCAUUUCCUACUACGUCCGCACUGGCCGGGAGCCUGUCUACUUUGGCAUCUACUUUGUUAAGAUCACAUUCAACAGCAUGACAAAGGAGCCUGUGGAGGAUGUGUUCCUCACUCAUCUCGAGAUGGAGUUUCCUGAGUUCAGACAGAUCUCAGCGUCAAUAAGAGAUAAACCCAGGAGGAGCUCAGCAGAAGUAUGUGGAGCUGUUGUCUCAAUGAAUUACAAAAAGGUGACAUUAAGUGGCCGAGACAUUGACAAAGGAAUCUCAGUCAGGAUGUCAGGGGCUCAGAUCAAUGCUAUUCCCUCCAGUGAAGCAGAAGAUCUGAACUGUUUGACACUGACAUUGAAUGAAUAUCCAACCAAAACUAAAAACAGCAUUGUGGGGUCAAAGAUUCGGACCAGCAACAUUAAGAUUCGCACUUUGGAGAGUCGCUCUUUCACCAUCACACUGGACAGAGAUUGUCGAAGGACCUAUAGGGAUGUGCAGAGCAUCGAGAUCUCCCCAUGUCUUGAUCCUGGAUACUGUGUCCAGAAGACCAUGAGGUCCAAGUUCAAGUUGGGAGAGGACCAAAAUGCAGGACUGAGCAAAUACAUGAGCAAGGGACUUCCUCUGCCGAUCAACACAUUUGCUGGAAUCAUCAACUGACAUGAUGGAGUAACGCUGCACAGAAACUUGAGAAUUAAGACCAUCCACGCUUUUGAUGGCAGAAAUGGUUAUUGCUUCUGUGAUAACAGAAGUCCAGCCUGACACAUGAAGACAAAAGGAAUCACCUUUGAGUCAUACAGAGCUGCUCCUGCAAUCAAACAGAUGUAGUCCUGUAAGUCAGGAAUGACUGCCACUUAUGGAAAAAGACUAUAAAUCAAAAGCGACUUGAGGCCAGAUACAGCACGUACUGUACCAGUACCAGUUCUUGUAGUUGACUGAACAACUAGUCAGCUGCGUUUACAGGAACAAAAUUUUAUCACACUGCAGGGUAUGACCGAACUCCUAACGGUGUUUCGCUCUUCAUAAGCAACCACUGUCAGUCUGUAUACGCAGAUAGGAGUAAUGCAAUAAGAAUAAUAUUGCAAGUGACACUGGUGAGACUGGCAGGGAAAAACAAGUAUGCACCUGUAUACAGAGAGGAUUUCAGGGCCACUGAUAAUUGGAUCACUAAUCAUGUGACAUUAUCAUUAAAGCCCUGCAGGCAGUCCAGAAGAUCUGCUUCACAGUCACCACUUAGUGAAGCAGAUUUGAAGGGUUGAUUGCAACAGUUAUUUCAUAGACACACUACCUUUUACUGCCAUGACAUUCAAACACAAACACCCACACACACACACACACACACACACACACACACACUAUGCAUAAAAGAAUACACACCUACCUAACCUGUCAGCUAUUGAUGCGUGCAGAUUGCUGUAAGACUGGUACGAUGACAGCUGACAGUUCACUGUUGCCUUUGUCUUAGCUGAAUCAUUCAAAUAAUAUCUUGUUAUUCCCAUACCUGUUACAUAUUGUAAGCUGUUAUGAAGGUGCAAAUUAUUGAGAUUGUCCUCAGGUUUAGUGUUUGGAAACGUUCUAGAAAUUUGCUAGGACCACACUAUGUUGAAUGCAGAAGCUAGAACCACGUGCAAUGUCAUAAAUUACUACAGAGCAUAGGCAACUUUUGUGUUUUAUAGUAUCAGACAGACAUGUAGAUAAUGCACAGACCCAAGCUACAGAAAGUAGCUGUCAGACUUCACACUGCCACCUUUGUCUUCAAAGCCACUGUCUACUAACCAGAGUUGCGAUAGUUGUGUGUGUUUUGUGCUUGAUGUUAUACAUGUCAAGGAGCAGAGCUUGGGGACACUCAAAGUGAAACUUGCACAAAAGCCAGUAAACAUCUCAAAUGUUAUCAGCCUAGUGGUGUGAAAGUCACCCAGACCCUCAUACACUCAAUGUGGUGCGUUGCAUAUGAACUUGAUCUAUUUGCACUAAAACUGGGUUGUUGAUAGGUUCCUUUAGGAAGGAGGAGUAGCAGUGCAGCAGCAGUGCAGCAGCAGUGAGUAAAGCAAGAAAUUUGACCUUCAAUGAUGUGUAAUUAUCUCCUCAUUGUACAUGUCAUAACUGUGGAAACUUUCCAAUGACAUACAGUCAUCAUAUGUUAUCCUCUAAAUUUUAGAGGGCCGUUCAAGAUCUGACAACUAUUGGUGAAGCUGUUAUUCAUGAAAAAGAUAAAGGUCUUUUUCUUUAAAUCUAUGAUUCACAAUCACAUAAUUAUUACAUUACUCAUAAAGCUCAGGAGCCUAUUUUCUUCUGAGAUCAAGUAUGAUCAGGUAUUAUCUUGGGGAGUGAAGGCCAACAGCAUGCAGAACUGGGAGUGGUGUGUUACUAGAUGCACGACAUUAAAUCAUGUAAGGGUGUGUGUGUGUGCUGGCCUGGCAGGAUAAAAUCAUGAGUUGUAAAUUCAUGAUCAAUUUUGCACAUUAUUUUCACAUUAUGUCAUAUAUAAAAAUGAUACCAUUAGAAAUCAGAAUGUAAUUGUGUAAAUAAAUGAUUUGGUUUUGUAAA
Molecule: messenger RNA, 4489 nt
Organism: Lates calcarifer (barramundi perch)
Lineage: Eukaryota; Metazoa; Chordata; Actinopteri; Centropomidae
Product: phosphoinositide 3-kinase regulatory subunit 6
Exons: 22
Coding region: 146-2602 (818 amino acids)
Biological process (GO): positive regulation of MAP kinase activity; G protein-coupled receptor signaling pathway
Cellular component (GO): phosphatidylinositol 3-kinase complex, class IB
Molecular function (GO): 1-phosphatidylinositol-3-kinase regulator activity
Source: RefSeq, a predicted model, not a curated record